This is a messenger RNA of Microdochium trichocladiopsis, 1382 nucleotides long. Its product is annotated as glycoside hydrolase family 61 protein. NCBI's taxonomy places the organism in Eukaryota, Fungi, Ascomycota, Sordariomycetes, Xylariales, Microdochiaceae. The record is from RefSeq and is a predicted model, not a curated record. The transcript is spliced from 3 exons. Bases 236 to 973 code for a protein of 245 amino acids.
AAAACGGGCACCGGCGAUUUGUUUUAGAGCUGCAGAUCGCGAACAUACCGACGAUCUCACCGAGGAUUUAUGAGGUUUCGGAGACCAUGGCCGCGAUGGCAACGCACUGGCAGGGGUGUCGCAGUGAUAAAUAGCUGGUUCUCGUCACGAACUUGGUGCUGAGACAGAAGGUGUCUGCACAUCGCGAAGUGUUUUCACCCCAAACCUACAUCACUUUUUGUCCAACGCAAUCACAAUGCAGCUCACUUCCGUCCUUACUACCAUUGGCCUCCUCGCUGCAGAGGUCGCCGCCCACGGCGCUGUCACUAGCUACGUCAUCGCCGGCAAGACGUACCAAGGUUACAACGGCUUCGCUCCGAGCUCGACCCCCGUGAUUCAGCGCCAGUGGCCCGACUACAACCCCACCCUGUCGGCCAGCGACUCCAAGAUCCGCUGCAACGGCGGCACCUCGGCCGCUCUGUCCGCUCAGGUCAAGCCCGGCGACUCGAUCCAGGCAAUCUGGCAGCAGUGGACGCACUCUCAGGGCCCUGUUAUGGUCUGGAUGUACCGCUGCAGCGGAGACUUCUCUAGCUGCGACGGCAGCGGCACCAACUGGUUCAAGAUCGAUCAGUCGGGCUUCUCGGGCGACGGCGUCAACGUUUUCCUCGACUCCGAGACACCGUCGGGCUGGGGCAUCGCCAAGCUCGUCGGCGGCAACAAGGGCUUCACCAGCACCAUCCCCAACCUCGCCCCGGGCAACUAUCUGAUCCGCCACGAGCUCAUUGCGCUGCACCAGGCCAACGCGCCUCAGUGGUAUGCUGAGUGUGCCCAGCUCCAGGUGACUGGCUCGGGCACAGCCUUGCCGAGCGGCUCGUACCUGACCUCGAUCCCGGGCUACGCCAAGCAGAGCGACUCGAACAUCAGCUUCAACAUCAACAACCACUCUCUUCCUCAGAAGUACACCAUGCCCGGCCCGCCCGUUUUCCGUGGUUAAGCAACAACUCUCUGGGUCUCGGAGUAAGAAACAACCAUGGUUGCUGCAGUCGAGUCGCAAGGCUCUUGUGGUACACGAUGUUUGGAGAUGGGGGGGUGGAGGCAGAGGCAGAGGCAUGUGGAAAGCCACGCGAUUUCAAGUCUUGACAGGACUAUUUUUAGCAUAUCCCCUUUGUAGCCGAAACGGAAACAUUCCACAAGAUUGGAGUACUAAUUCGUUGUCAGUACACGUGACUUCGGAACAUUAAUGUCAUUGAAGGCUUUGAGACCGCACUGUCUCUUCAUGUAGCUGCAGCCUUAUACGUAGCGUGCUCUGUGCUGGUGGCUACAUGGCGCCGAAAAUGUGCCGGCUACUGCUCAAGGCCUACUCCUCGGAGCUGAUAACAUCAAACACCAGGCCCUUCAUGCCC